GGGGCUGCCUCGUCCACUCGGAACUGCCUGGUGAAGUCUUGCGUGUGUGGUUUUCUGGUGGAAGCGCGCAGCCAUGUCGGACGCGGUGAUCAGUUUUAUGAAGGACUUCUUGGCGGGUGGCGUGGCCGCAGCCAUCUCCAAGACAGCCGUAGCCCCCAUUGAGAGAGUCAAGCUCUUACUGCAGGUCCAGCAUGCUAGCAAGCAGAUCACUGCCGAGAUGCAAUACAAAGGCAUCAUUGACUGCGUGGUUCGAAUCCCAAAGGAACAAGGCUUUCUGUCCUUCUGGAGGGGCAACCUAGCCAACGUCAUCCGAUACUUCCCCACCCAAGCCCUCAACUUUGCCUUCAAAGACAAGUACAAGAAGAUCUUCCUGGGCGGUGUGGACCAGAAGACCCAGUUCUGGCGCUACUUUGCCGGCAAUCUGGCGUCGGGUGGCGCAGCCGGCGCCACCUCGCUGUGCUUCGUCUAUCCACUAGACUUCGCCAGGACACGACUGGCCGCAGACAUCGGCAAGGGCGCAGCCGAGAGGGAGUUCACAGGCCUGGGCAACUGCAUCACUAAGAUCUUCAAGACAGAUGGCCUUAGGGGACUCUACCUGGGCUUCAAUGUGUCUGUGCAGGGCAUCAUCAUCUACAGAGCUGCCUACUUUGGUUGCUUUGACACAGCUAAAGGAAUGCUUCCCGAUCCCAAGAACACACACAUCGUAGUGAGCUGGAUGAUCGCCCAGACGGUGACGGCCGCGGCCGGCCUCGUGUCGUACCCCUUCGACACAGUCAGGCGUCGCAUGAUGAUGCAGUCCGGUCGCAAAGGAGCUGACAUCAUGUACAAGGGAACAAUGGACUGCUGGAGGAAGAUCCUCAAGGACGAAGGAUCUAAAGCUUUCUUUAAGGGUGCAUGGUCUAACGUGAUCAGAGGGAUGGGUGGCGCGUUUGUGCUGGUGCUGUACGACGAGAUCAAGAAGUACACAUAGGCCACUACGCGUCGCCAUGGAAACCUCUUCCCUAAAAUGCCUGCUAGUCUUAAUUCUGCUCUUAACACAUGCAUUGCAGCCCUGAAGUUCUGUACAUAUUCUAUCCACAGCCAUUACAUUAGGAACGCCUGCACAAUGCAAUACGUUGAAUUAUAUUAGUACUGGAUUGUGCAGGUUUACCUAAUGACCUGGCCGGAAAGUGCAAAUAUGUCCUCACCACUGUCAAGGCUCACUAUAAGCAGCAACUGUCAUCAGAAUAAAGGUUUACAGUUUCUCACAUCUGUUACCAUGACAAACCCUGUCAAAUGAACUAUGCUAUUUACAGUGACCUAAAAUAAGAAUUUAUCAUUGCAUCUGUUAGAUAUUGGAAUUUAAAAAAAAUUGUUAAUGAUGGGUUUCAUUACAAUUACUUAAGUAAUUUAUCUGCUGUCAAGUGGAUACCAAACAGCAUUUAUAUUGUGUAUCUUUUCAAAUAGGUUACUAAAACAUUUCUUUAUACACUGUAUUUUUAAAGCUAAGUAUCUGAAAUUAAGUUUUCAUAAAUUUUAAAAUAUUGUAUUAAACCAAACCACAAAGUUGUAUGACAAAUAUUGUACCAUGAGGGAAAAUAUAUGAUUUUGCCUUGAUUGGAUCUUCCUUCUACAUAAAAAAAAAAAAAAAAAAGCAGCAGAGGGAGGGGUGACUUGUGCCAGGUUUUACGUAAAGUGCAAUAAAGAGGAUGGCAGUUAUGCUUCCAACUGAAAUAUACGCCAAAAUGUUACGCACCUCAUGUCUUGUGGCAGAACCUGCCCCUGGUGCAAGGUAAAUUGCGUGACUGGGUAUAAUACACUGGGAUAAGUAAUGCAAAAAAGAUCAAUCUCAGAAAUAGUAUCUCUGAGCAAAAAUAAGCACGUUAAUAAAAGUAGUUGUAAACCUCAAAACCAUUUCUACAGCUUACUCUCCCACUUUCCAAUGUUAGGAGGGGAACAUAAACCUUCCUUCUUGCUGUCCCCACCACGUUUUUGUGGUGUGGGUAACUUUAUGAGAACAUCCCCUCUUAUGACUCCCAUUUUCUUUAAAUGUGAAGAUGGGCUUUUUAUCCAGACCUAAUAAGACUGCUUUAGAAACUGCACUGAUCUCACGACAUCAUCCUCAGCAUUCUCCGCAACUCCUGUUUCUAUGUGUACAAUUAAUAAUGACAGUCAUCCCCACCACUCUGGACAUUUGAACUGUCAUAACCAGUGAAAGUAAUCAAGAGCUGGUAUAAAUGACAGUGAAUUAUGAUUGGUCAAUCCCUCUUAAUAUACAAAUCAUAAAUUUCUUAGGAUUAUAAGAAAAUGCUCAAAAUCGCACUGCUUCUAAACGUAGCCAUUGUGACAAACGUCAUGCAACAUGCUUACAGAAAAUAAACACUUAAACACUAGAAAAAUUAAAAAUAAAAAUAGUUAAUAAAAUAGGCAAACUCUUCAGUUUCUUUACCUGUGCCAUAUGCCUGUAUCUCCUUUCUCUAUGUGAGACCUAGACAAAGCCUGCUUUACUUCUUUGGUCCACUAAGGCGCGUGUAGUGGGGCAAAAAAGUAUUUAGUCAACCACUAAUUGUGCAAGUUUUCCCACUUGAAAAUAUUAGGCUUGCAAUUGUCAACAUGGGUAAACCUCAACCAUGAGAGAAUGUGGGAAAAAAAAAAAAAAAAAAAAGAAAAUCACUGUUAGAUUUUUAAAGAAUUUGCAAAUCAUGGUAAAAAAUAAGUAUUUGGUCAAUACCAAAAGUUCAUCUCCAUACUUUGUUACGUACCCUUUGUUGGCAAUAACGGAGGCCAAACGUUUUCUGUAACUUCACAAGCUUUUCACACUCUGUUGCUGGUAUUUUGGCCCAUUCCUCCAUGCAGAUCUCUCGAGCCGUGAUGUUUUGGGGCUGUCGUUGGGCAACACGGACUUUCAACUCCCUCCACAGAUUUUCUAUGGGGUUGAGAUCUGGAGACCGGCUAGGCCACUCCAGGACCUUGAAAUGCUUCUUACGAAGCCACUCCUUUGUUGCCCUGGCUGUGUGUUUGGGAUCAUUGUCAUGCUGAAAUACCCAUCCACGUCUCCUCUUCAAUGCCCUUGCUGAUGGAGAUUUUCACUCAAAAUCUCUCGAUACGUGGCCACAUUCUUUCGUUUACACAGAUCAGUCGUCCUGGUCCCUUUGCAGAAAAACAGCCCCAAAGCAUGUUUCCACCCCAUGCUUCACAGUGGGUAUGGUGUUCUUCGGAUGCAAUUCAGUAUUCUUUCUCCUCCAAACAAGAGAACCUGUGUUUCUACCAAAAAGUUCUAUUUUGGUUUCAUAUGACCAUAACGCAUUCUGAGGUUGUGGACAGGUGUCUUUUAUACCGAUAAUGAAUUAAAACAGGUCCCAUUAAUACAGGUAACGAGUGGAGCCACGUUAGACCUCGUUAGAAGUUAGACCUCUAUGACAGCCAGAAAUCUUGUUUGUAGGUGACCAAAUACUUAUUUUCCACUGUAAUUUGGAAAUAAAUUCUUUAAAAAUCAAACGAGAUUUUUUUUUUCCACAUUCUGUCUCAUGGUUGAGGUUUACCCAUGUUGACAAUUACAGGCCUCUCUAAUCUUUUCAAGUAGGAGAACUUGCACAAUUGGUGGUUGACUACUUAUUUGCCCCACUGUAUAAGCCAUUGAUGGUGCAUAGCACAAGGGAACCCGUGGAGAGUUGGUUGGCAGGGCAAUCAGAGAUACUUGCAUUUGAUUGGUUAAAACAGUACGGGUAUUUAACAAACCUGGCAACAGCUAUUAUUCAAGAAACAUUGGCUACUCUAUGCUUUUCUCAACUAUUACAUAUCGGAAAAAUUUAGUUGUGUCUAUUCACUUUAUUAAACAAGAUUCUCUUCACUGGGACACACUUUAUCGAGGUCUUGUCUUGCACUUUAAGUGGAAUGGGAAAAUAAA
Molecule: messenger RNA, 3886 nt
Organism: Corythoichthys intestinalis (scribbled pipefish)
Lineage: Eukaryota; Metazoa; Chordata; Actinopteri; Syngnathiformes; Syngnathidae
Gene: slc25a4
Product: solute carrier family 25 member 4
Exons: 4
Coding region: 74-970 (298 amino acids)
Biological process (GO): negative regulation of mitochondrial outer membrane permeabilization involved in apoptotic signaling pathway; mitochondrial ADP transmembrane transport; mitochondrial ATP transmembrane transport
Cellular component (GO): mitochondrial inner membrane
Molecular function (GO): ATP:ADP antiporter activity
Source: RefSeq, a predicted model, not a curated record